Messenger RNA from Rasamsonia emersonii CBS 393.64, 2496 nucleotides. Its product is annotated as BRCT domain protein. The transcript has 7 exons. Gene Ontology annotation, biological process: DNA replication initiation; mitotic G2 DNA damage checkpoint signaling; mitotic DNA replication checkpoint signaling. The record is from RefSeq and is a predicted model, not a curated record. The coding region runs from base 1 to 2496 and encodes 831 amino acids. Lineage: Eukaryota; Fungi; Ascomycota; Eurotiomycetes; Eurotiales; Trichocomaceae.
AUGGCAGGUGGGGUUGUGAGGGGGGUGGUUCUCUGCUUCACUUCUAUCCUACCGGAACAACGUUCCGAAUUGGUUGAAAUUGCGAGCCAGAUGGGAGCGACUCACAAAUUCGACCUGACCUCGGACGUGACACAUUUAUUAGUGGGAGAGACGAAUACAGAAAAGUACAAAUAUGUGGCAAGAGAGAGAACCGACGUUACUGUCUUGCUGCCGCAAUGGAUUGAGGCUGUCCGACAGUCAUGGAUGCAGGGCGGAGAUACAGACCUAAAGGCUUUGGAGGAGCAGUACAAGCUUCCAACUUUCUAUGGCCUUUCGAUCUGUAUCACUGGCUUUGAGGACAUGGCUUUUAGGAAAUACCUUCAGGAAACGGCAAUUGCGAACGGCGCUGAAUUCAAUAAGGAUCUGACUAGAAACGUGACCCAUCUAAUCGCCCGCGAGCCAAAGGGCCAGAAAUAUAAAUUUGCGACACAAUGGAAGAUCAAGAUUGUGAGCCUGAAAUGGUUUGAAGACAGCUUGGAGCGCGGUAUGAUUCUUGACGAAAGCCUUUACGAUCCUCUAUUGCCCCCCGAACAACAAGGUGUUGGCGCAUGGAAUCGUUCAGCACCUUCAGUGUCUGCAAAAAGAGAGCAGCCAGAAAACGCCUCGAAUCCACGAGCUCGCAAACUGCGCAGGGUCGCAAGCAGCAAGCUGGGUGAUCGAAAUGAAGGAAUAUGGGGCGAUAUCGUGGGGGGUGGAUUUGAAGUUGCAGAGAAUGGGAAUUCUGACACGACACAUCCGAGAACCGGCAAUCCUCCGUCUGGCAGGGCCAGACCAGUUAUCCAAGUGGUGAAAUCAUUUGCCAGUGAGACGACAGUGUCUGACCAGCGGGACCGUGGUCCUUCUGUUCCUGAGGAGAAGCCUCUUGACCAGCCUCAAGGGUUUUUGCAGAAUUGUUAUUUCUUUAUCCAUGGGUUCACCCCAAAGCAGGUGGAUGUAUUACGCCAUCACCUUACAUUCAACGGGGCACAUAUUGUCGAGUCUCUUAGUGAAUUCGCAAGCCCUGACAUCCCAAAGACGGGCCAUGGCCUUUAUAUUAUUGUUCCUUACAAGCUCCCCCGAUCCGAAAUUCCAUCAACGGAUGACAUGGCCUUCGAGUGUGAAGUAGUCACAGACAUGUGGCUGGAACGCUGUCUGGACUCAAAGACGCUCGUCCCCCCAGAGUCUCACGUCACUAGCACACCGUUCCCUCGAUUCCCCAUUCCAGGUCCAGAAUUUGGUGGCAUGAAAAUCUGUUCCACCGGGUUCGCGCGCAUUGAUUUAUUGCAUUUGUCGAAGUUGGUGAAUAUAAUGGGUGCUACAUACGAAGAAUACCUCACACCAAGUGCUUCUGUCUUAAUAUGCAACGAUCCUCAGACUGCAAAUCCAGAGAAGUUGCGUCAUACUUUGGAAUGGGGUGUUCCUACAGUCUCUGCGGAUUGGCUAUGGAUCUCCGUACAGACAGGCCAAAGAAAACCUUUCGACCCGUAUCUCAUUCAAAAACCAUCCUCGCAAAGCAGCAAGGCGGAACAGAAAAGCUCGAAUCGGUCAGACAGUCGAAGCAAGCAGCCAGUGGAGUCGAGAUCUAAAGAAGAGUCUCGCAAAGCCCCGAAGCAAGGAGCGGUUUCCAAACCCGAAUCGGCUUCAUCUUCUACGAAGAGUGAUGUCUCCAAUCCGCCACCUGUCAAUGGACAUAACGAUGCACCUAAGGAUAAAUCGACAAAUGCAUCAGUAGGUGGUCUCGAUGCGUCGAAGUCACGUUCUCCUAGCAAAGGGUUAGAUAGUGAAAAAGUUACCACUGAGCCUGCGAGGCGGGAAGAAACGGGUCAAGCAGCAUCGUCUAGGAAUACAACUAAAGCACUGGAGAACGCUGUCAACGGGCUCCUCCAACAAGUGCGGGCUUUCUCUCGCGCAUCCAGCAAUUCUGGAGGUGAGGGUGGCGAGCAACAACCCGUGAGAAGGCGAAGACCGGUUCUCGGAAGGACAAAUUCUCUUUCCUCGACGCGCACGGGGCCUACAAAGGGAAUAUCCCGCGCCAGCUCGGUCGAUACACUCAACGAAGACGGAUACGGCAGCGCUGUCAGCGCGGAUACGGACACCAACAAUCAGAACUCAUCUAAGAAUCUUACCAAUAUGCGAGGACAAAGUUUCAACUCCGUCCUGAGCGGAGGUAAGGUCAACGUCUACGUCGAUUCCCCGCUCUACGAAGAUGAGGAGCAGGAGGGAGACGGUACUCCAGCCAUGACACAGCUCAACUACGAAGACCCCGACGCGGUCGCGAUGCGAGAAGAGUUCAUGAAGCGUGGGGGGAAGAGCGACAACAGCGACAGCAACAACAACGACAACAACAAGGAUCCAGCCAAACAAGACACGGCAGGAGACGAGGUCCGAGAGCUGGAAGAUAUUGAAGGAGGAUGGGGAAGUGCAAAGCGGACAAGACGGGCAGGCAAACCCAAGGAACCCGACAACAAUAUCUUCUAA